AUGGGAGAGGGUCGACAGGAAAAGGCGUCCAGACUCAUGUCCAGAUUGUUGUCAACUUCAUCACGCAGUCGUAUAAGGCAAAGGUGUGGAAUUCAUUGUAUUUCUUUUAUUCUUUCUUUCGUUCUUCUUCACUCUCCAUUUUUUCUUUCUUCUUUCUUCUUCACUCUCCGUUUUUCUUUCUUUCUUUCUUCUCUUUCCGUUUUUCUUUCUUUCUUCUCUCUCCGUUUUUCUUUCUUUCUUUCUUCUUCACCCUCCGUUUUUCUUUCUUUCUUUCUUUCUUCUUCACUCUCCGUUUUUCUUUCUUUCUUCUUCACUCUCCGUUUUUCUUUCUUUCUUCUUCACUCUCCGUUUUUCUUUCUUUCUUCUUCACUCUCCGUUUUUCUUUCUUUAUUUCUUCUUCACUCUCCGUUUUUCUUUCUUUCUUUCUUUCUUUCUUUCUGUUUCACCUUUUUUCUUUCUUCCUUUUCUUCUUUAUUUUCUCUUUCUUUUCCUUUCUCUUUCUCUCUUUCUUUUUUAUAUCUCUUUCUAUUUUUCUUUCUCUUUAUUUCUUUUUUUCUUUCUGUUUUUCUUCUUUCUUUCACUCUCUUUUCCUUAUGA
Molecule: messenger RNA, 597 nt
Organism: Acanthosepion pharaonis
Lineage: Eukaryota; Metazoa; Mollusca; Cephalopoda; Sepiida; Sepiidae
Source: the annotation of a GenBank genome assembly